Molecule: messenger RNA, 474 nt
Organism: Cylindrotheca closterium
Lineage: Eukaryota; Bacillariophyta; Bacillariophyceae; Bacillariales; Bacillariaceae
Source: the annotation of a GenBank genome assembly
AUGGACAGUGGUUGUACAAACACCGCCAUUUGUAAUGUUAAGCUCAUGCAUGGACUCUGUCAUGCUGAGAAGGAACUUGAUAUGCACACUAACAUGGGCAGCAGAGUUCUCGACAAAGAAGGUUUUCUAAUAAAAUUUUCGCCUCCAGUUUAUCACGAUGAAGAUGGAAUUGCCAAUGCACUUGCUAUGUGCGAGAUGAUUGCAACAGAAUACUGCAUUGCUAUGGAUACUGAUGCUGACAACGCCGUUUUUCUGCAUUGUGAUGGAAACAGAAGGAUGCGAUUUGUGAAUUGUAAGGGUGUGUAUGUGUUGGAUCAACCUGGAACUAAUGUUGAACCAGGUGCCAAAGAGACAAGUGCGAUGUACAUUUGCCAGUUAAACAACUUAAAUAAUCAACCCAUUUUCAAACUUUCUUCAAACAAACAGAAUGGAUAUGCUGGACUCCAAAUGACCUCCAAGAUGGCAACUGUUUGA